AUGGGCCCUCCAAGCAGGAGGGGCUCCAAAGCCAGCCCAGGGUGCUCUGAGGAGGAAAAAACCAGCCUGUGCCAGGAAGGCGGCCAGAGCUUGAGCUGGAGCUCCGACCUGGUGGUGCAGCAGCAGCUUCACACCAGCGAGAAGCCCAACAAGUGCUUGGAAUCUGGGAAGAGCUUGAGCCAGAACUCCGAGCUGGUGGUGCAGGAGCGCAUCACUGCCCUGGGGAAGCCCUACAAGUGCCCCAGCUGUGGGAAGAGCUUCUGCAGCAGCUCCAACCUCCUUGCCCACCAGCGUGUCCACACGGGGGAACGGCCCUACGAGUGUGCGGAAUGUGGGAAGACCUUCAUCUAUGGCUCCCACCUCUUCACCCACCGCCGGGUGCACACGGGGGAACGGCCCUACAAGUGCUUGGAAUGCGGGAAGGGCUUCAGCGUCAGCUCCCGCCUGAUCCGCCACCAGCAGAUCCACACUGGGGAACGGGGGCCCCAGCCUUACAAAUGUGGGGAAUGCAAGAAAAGCUUCACAUACAAUUCUCAACUCGUCACCCACCAGCGCAUGCACACGGGGGAGAAGCCCUACAAAUGUGGGGAAUGUGGGAAGAGCUUCAGUGUCAGCUCCCAUCUGACCCAGCACCAGAAGGCCCACACGGAGAAAUGGCCCUACCAAUGUCUUGAGUGUGGGAAGAGGUCUCGGAGCAGCUCGGACCUCCUCAAGCACCAGCAGACACACACGGAUGAGAGGCCCUUCCGCUGCACUGACUGCGGGAAGGGCUUCAAACGCAACUUCACCCUCGUGAAGCACUGGCACAGCCACAACAGGGAGGGGCCCUACAAGUGUGAGGAGUGUGGGAAGAGCUUCACCCACAGCUCUGCCUUGACCACACACCAACAGAGCCACCAGUAA
Molecule: messenger RNA, 903 nt
Organism: Pseudopipra pipra
Lineage: Eukaryota; Metazoa; Chordata; Aves; Passeriformes; Pipridae
Product: zinc finger protein 239-like
Exons: 2
Coding region: 1-903 (300 amino acids)
Biological process (GO): regulation of transcription by RNA polymerase II
Cellular component (GO): nucleus
Molecular function (GO): DNA-binding transcription factor activity, RNA polymerase II-specific; RNA polymerase II cis-regulatory region sequence-specific DNA binding
Source: RefSeq, a predicted model, not a curated record